Molecule: messenger RNA, 2417 nt
Organism: Rosa rugosa (rugosa rose)
Lineage: Eukaryota; Viridiplantae; Streptophyta; Magnoliopsida; Rosales; Rosaceae
Product: protein NARROW LEAF 1
Exons: 6
Coding region: 335-2149 (604 amino acids)
Source: RefSeq, a predicted model, not a curated record
UAGCACUUUUUCUUUUUGGGUCUUUAAUUAAUUUAGCACAUAGCCCCCUACACAAUACAGUAUUUCCCACCAGGCUCUCUUCCCCAUAAACACAAUAAAGCUCAUUAAAAUAAGCGCACAAAGCUGCUUACUUACUUUACUAAAUUGUUAAUUUCAUGGGUUUUUAGGCAACAGCAACUCUGCAGUGGCAAUCCCAGAAGUUUUUUUCUUGGUCAAAUUGAGCUGAGUUGCUAUCUGAGUUGGUCAGUGACUUUGAGGUUCUUGCAAAAGGACCCACAUAACUUUGUUUUGUUCUACCCCAUCUCUACCAUUAUUGAUCAGGUGAACUGAACAGAUGGACCGGACUAGAUUUAAUAUGAGGAUGCGUUGUUCUGGUUCAACACCAUCAGAGGAGUCAGCUUUAGAUCUCGAGAGAACCUGUUGUAGUCAUUCUAAUUUGCCUUCGUUAAGUCCGCCAACACUUCAACCCUUUGCAUCAGCUGGACAGCAUUGUGAGACUAGUGCUGCGUACUUCUCCUGGCCUACUUCAAGUCGAUUGAAUGAUGCAGCUGAAGAGAGGGCAAAUUAUUUUACUAAUCUACAGAAAGGUGUCCUGCCUGAAACUCUUGGUCAAUUGCCAAAAGGGCAGCAAGCGACUACAUUGCUUGAACUGAUGACUAUAAGGGCAUUUCAUAGCAAGAUUUUGCGGUGUUACAGUCUUGGAACAGCAAUUGGCUUUCGCAUUCGACGGGGUGUGUUAACAGAUAUACCAGCUAUCCUUGUGUUUGUUUCAAGAAAAGUUCACAAGCAAUGGCUCAGCCCAAUACAAUGUCUACCUACUGCUCUAGAGGGGCCUGGAGGUGUAUGGUGUGAUGUGGAUGUGGUAGAAUUCUCAUAUUUUGGUGCACCCGAGCCUGCUCCCAAAGAACAAUUGUACACUGAAAUUGUAGAUGAUUUGCGUGGUGGUGAUCUAUGCAUUGGCUCAGGUUCCCAGGUGGCAAGCCAGGAGACAUAUGGGACUUUGGGUGCUAUAGUUAAAAGCCAAACUGGGAACAGACAAGUGGGUUUUCUCACAAAUCGCCAUGUUGCAGUUGACUUAGAUUACCCAAAUCAGAAAAUGUUCCAUCCCCUGCCCCCUUCACUUGGACCUGGUGUAUACCUUGGUGCUGUAGAGAGAGCUACCUCAUUUAUCACAGAUGAGCUCUGGUAUGGCAUUUUUGCUGGAAUUAACCCAGAGACAUUUGUGAGAGCAGACGGGGCAUUUAUCCCAUUUUCUGAUGAUUUUGACAUGUCUACUGUUACUACAUCUGUGAAAGGUGUAGGAUGGAUUGGUGAUGUUAAGAUAAUAGACUUGCAGUCUCCGAUCAGUACCCUUAUCGGAAAGCAUGUGAUGAAGGUUGGAAGAAGUUCUGGCUUGACAGCUGGAACUGUAUUGGCCUAUGCCCUUGAGUACAAUGAUGAGAAAGGCAUAUGUUUCUUGACUGAUUUCCUUGUUGUCGGCGAGAACCAGCAGACGUUUGACCUUGAAGGAGACAGUGGAAGUCUCAUAACACUAAAAGGUGAGAAUGGUGAGAAGCCACGGCCGAUUGGGAUCAUAUGGGGUGGGACUGCAAACCGAGGCCGUCUUAAAUUAAAAAUUGGUCAACCUCCUGAGAAUUGGACAAGUGGAGUUGAUCUCGGGCGUCUUCUCAAUCUCCUUGAACUUGACCUCAUUACAACUGAUGAAGGGCUAAAAGUGGCUGUACAAGAACAGAGGAGCGUGUCAGCAACUGCAAUUGGAUCCACUGUUGGUGACUCGUCACCUCCUGAUGGGUUACUUCCAAAGGAAGGGCCUGAGGAGAAGUUCGAGUCACUGGGUCUCCAAAUCCAGCGUAUCCCUUUAGAAGCUGAACCCGGAAGCCUGCCUGUGAGUCCGUCAUUAGUAGAAACAGAGUUCCAUCUAGAAGAUGGGAUCAAGGCGGUUCCUAGUGUUGAGCAUCAAUUCAUACCAAGCUUCAUCAGAGGUUCCCCACUACAUAAUAUGAAUCAGAUGGGCAGAACAGUUUCUGAGAAUCUCUCAUCAUUAAGGAAUGGCUGCGACGAAGAUAUUUGUUUUUCACUGCAGUUGGGCGACAAUGAGGCCAAGAGAAGACGUUCUGAUACUUCAACCAGUACUGUAGAACCAAAAUGAACAUGCUUGAGAUCUCUGGCUUUAAGCUUUGGGAACCGACCCAGGCUAAUAUUGGUAAGUUAAGUUGGUCUGUAAUCUUUGAUCUCUGAUGGAGUUGGCUCCAAGGGUCCAAGCUGAUAUAUGUAAUCUUGUUAUAGAGCAAUUGUAAUCCAGCUGCCGUGUUAAGUCUUUCAGAUUUUAAGGCUGGGGAUUUGAAUCCAAGCCGAGAUCCACAAUCUCAAGUACCCUCACAUUUUCUAUCUUCCAACAACUUGUUCUUUGUGUCUCU